UCCCUCGGACUUUUAUUAAAAGAGAAGUUAAGAUAUUUUUGGAUCAGGUAUGUCCCAUGUACACCAAAGAUGGGUGCAAGGUCUUCAAAGCUAAAUUGUAGUGGCAGGCGACCCAAAGAAGAACCAUAUCAUCCUAAAACAGACGACAGAAUAAUUGAAAACGGAAAAGGGACCAAAGAUCAAAACAAACCACACAGAAAUUUCAAAAUAUCUAGUAAGGAGAAUGUCCCAAAAAAGGUGCAUCAAACUACGGAAAAAAGCUCUGAAGCAUCAAGUGGUAUUAAACCUAAACCUUAUGAUUUUGCAAAAUCAAUAAGAGUCAAUAACUUUGACAAGACUUCUCCCAAGUCUCUUAUAAACAGCCCAGAUGAGACUUCCCCCAAGUCUCAUAUAAACAGCCCAGAUGAGACUGCCCCCAAGUCAGUCAUAAGCAGCCCAGAUGAGACUGCCCCCAAGUCAGUCAUAAGCAGCCCAGAUGAGACUGCCCCCAAGUCAGUCAUAAGCAGCCCAGAUGAGACUGCCCCCAAGUCAGUCAUAAGCAGCCCAGAUGAGACUGCCCCCAAGUCAGUCAUAAGCAGCCCAGAUGCAGAUCAUAACAAAACAAAACUCAAAGAGAUGGGGCAUUCCUCCAUUCCUCCUUUGAACAAUGAUUCAUCUUUAGAUGUAGAUUGCAUACCGUCAUUAAAUAGUGAACAAAGACGUCUUUCACUGGAUGCAAACAUCGAAUGGACAGCAGAAUAUGGUGAAAAUGAUGAAAAUGCAAAGCAACCACAGAAUGGUAAAACAAAAUCUGUGAAAGAAGAAAUCAAGAGCAUCCCAAUCCAAAAUGAUGAGUCUGAUGGCACAACAGACUCAGAGAGUUCAGAUGACGAUGAUGACUAUGUAAAAGGAGGUUUAAGUUUUGGACAUGUUGGGAAUCUGGUAAUUGGAACAGGAAAAAUAAUUGACAGAAGCACCAAAAUAGUUCCAAGGAAGGAACCCAAAGCCAAGACCAAGAAAAAAUCUUCAACAAAUGACAAUAAAAAGAAAUCCAGGAAAGGUGGAGUGAAUGCAAAACGUGUCGAUAAUUUAGGAAUUGGAACUGUUAUGAUACUGGAUGAGAGAACAAUACAACCAGAAAAAGUCCCAGAAAAACCUGUAAAUGUACCAGUAUCUUCGAAACCUGUUGAAGAGAAAAAACAGCCAAUACCUGUUGAGGACUUAGAAAAGCUUAUGGGUUUAAAAUCUGCUGUUGGAAUGAUCUAUGGGUAUCAGCAGACUGGCACUGCAUUCAGAGUGGGAGUAGACAAAAUAAUAACAGCAUGGCAUGUUGUUAGAGCAAUAACAGCUGUAGGAGAACUAGGAGAUCAUGCAGUUUUUGUGGAUUUUAAUUAUGAAAAAGAUUUUCAACCAGAUCACCUCUUAAGGUUUCCAUUAAAACCUGAUGUUCUUUACCACAAUGAAAAGUUGGAUAUUGCUGUCCUGCAGAUAAAGGAAAAUCUGUAUGGAACAACUUUCCCAAAACCACUGGAAAAUUUUGUUAAUUUUACUCGUCAAAUUCAUGAAAAAUAUUCGAUAUAUCUCAUCGGACAUACAGGAGCAGGGAAAAAAUCCCUAGACCAUGUAUUGAAGUAUUGGGAUCCUUUGAGUCAUCGCAUCAAAGAGCUUUAUGAAUGGUGUGAGGAAGAAUUUGUUCUUAAGCAUGGAUUUGGAUACACAGGUAUUGGGGAUGAAACCCGGUUACAUUUUCAAUGCAUGUUUCGACACGGCGCAUCAGGAUGCCCUGGUUUUAUAGUUCCACCAGGAGGAGAGGCGAGAGUAGUGACAGUUCUUCUUAGAGGGUUUCCAGAUUUCUACUAUUUCGAUAACUUUACUGAUGAAGAAAGAGAAAGAGUUCCAACUGAAAAGCUAAUACAGCAAGGAUCUAAUAUAGAUGCAAUUAAGAAAGAUAUGCAAAUUAAAAAUACGGAUUUAUAUCGGGAGAUAUUUCAUUAUAGAGAAUUCAUUUCUCAUUCUGAGAAAAAGAAGUGCAUUGAUACUCCUUCAGAGGAAAAAGUAUUUAACUUCCCUCAAAACAAUGAGCCCAUAAAUACAGAACCACUUGAUUCCAAAGAUGCUGUUACUCUCUCUCCCAAUGCAUGCUCAGAACAGAACUCCCGAAACAGUGAAAACAUGGCUAUUCUUGCAUCAGGUGGAAACAAAACCCAUCCAAUCACAAACAACUUUGAUCCAACCCAAGACAUCAAUAGUGGGGAUGAAGAGAAGUCUACAACAAAUGCUGCACAGCCUCAAACACCACCUGCCAUUGGACACCAAACUGAAGAUGAAAAAUCUCAAGAUCAGGAAAAAUGUUCCAACAAUAAAGAGUCAAAAGCUGGCACAACUUGUAAUAAUGCUGAAACUACCCAUGCCAUUUUGUCCUCUGAGACUGCUCCAAAUUCGACUGUUAAAAAUCAAGACAAAAAUGAAAUGUCUGAAAGAGAAAAAAAGGUCUGGUAAUUCAAAUAAACGAUUCAUAUCACAAAACUUGGCAAUUCAUGUGGCUGCAACCGAGUGAUAAGUGGAACAUGUACUCCGACUGUUGACUUCUGUGGAAAACAAGGUUGGGGCUAGCAAAUGAAAUCCGGCAUCAUUUUGAGCAAUCUUCUUGGCUGUGAUCAAAAUUAAAGUGUACCUGGUAUGUUAUUGUGUUUUGCGAUCUUCAGAUUUCUUCUAUUUUUAGUCUAUAGUAAUAUUCUUAUGCUUCUGGUUUUAAUUGCAUAUCUAUGCAGGAUUUAAGAUGAAAAAAACUCAGAUUUACUUGAUGUAUUUAUACUGUAAAUACAAUUUAAUUCUCUUUUAUUAGAACCUGAUAUAUCCCUUGAGAUAAAUGUACAUGUUCAACAUGUGUAAUGGGGGUCCUAGAGUAUGAUGGUUCAAUAAUCUCAUUCCUUUUCCUAUAUGAUAUGGAGCAACCUAGCUAUGAUUGUUGUACAUGUUCGUGUACUAUAAUUAAUUUAUUUCAACAUAAGUUACACUCUUGCGAUUGUUAAAAAGAAUUGGCAAAAAUUAAAUGUCAUAAGUUUAGUUCAUUAUUUCAUUUGAUCGGUUAAAUUCUAUCACUUCUGUCUUGAAUAACUAAGAUGUGUUUUGUUUUCAUACUAUUUUUGUGAUAUUUUAUUGUUGACUUUAAUUAGUGGCAUUUGUAUGUUAAAAAAUGUGAUACAAAGAAUAAACCAUUAUAUAUUU
This is a messenger RNA of Magallana angulata, 3207 nucleotides long. RefSeq lists its product as uncharacterized. The record is from RefSeq and is a predicted model, not a curated record. The coding region runs from base 70 to 2478 and encodes 802 amino acids. The transcript has 8 exons. NCBI's taxonomy places the organism in Eukaryota, Metazoa, Mollusca, Bivalvia, Ostreida, Ostreidae.